GUAUUUCCAUUUAUUCCGGCCACAGUCACACUCGUUGUUUUUUGUUGCAGCGGCGACGUUCGUCUUGUCUUGUUUUUCGUGUCCGUUUUCGUCACUCUUUUCAGAGUGCAAUACAAGUGCAAUAUUAAUUAAGUAAUAAUACAAAUGUAAAUGUAUAUCGAGUGCAUAUAUGUGUAUGCGUGUGCAAUACAAACGAAUGACCAUGUUAUAGCCAUACAAAUAUAAAACAAAAGCGACAAACCCCCUGAAAAGGUAAAACAAAAAUCUGCGAAACCUUCGACAAUCAUCGAGUUUUACUGUACUUGAAAAUGGACUGUGCCACGCUAAUACAACAACAAUUACGGGCACAUCACCAGCAGCAACAAAUACAAAGACAAAUACAUGGACGAAAGCGGCGGCGAUUACAACAACAACAUCACCACAACAACAAGCAAUACGUUUGGCUUGUUGUUGGCAUUUUGACAAUUUUUUUGACUCAGCACACAAAUGCCGCAGAUCUGGUGAUUAACGUGCCAAAUGCGAGCAGCAAUGACAACGCCUUUUACAGGAUCGACUACAGUCCGCCCUUCGGCUUCCCGGAGCCGAACACCACGAUCCCGGCCAGCGAGAUUGGCAAGGACAUCAAGUUCUCGAGGGCUCUGCCGGGCACAGAGUACAACUUCUGGCUGUACUACACCAACUCCACGCAUCAGGAGCUGCUCACCUGGACGGUGAACAUUACAACAGCUCCCGAUCCGCCAGCCAAUUUGAGCGUUCAGCUGCGCUCCAGCAAAAGUGCCUUCAUAACGUGGCGACCGCCGUUAACUGGUCGAUAUUCGGGAUUCCGGAUCCGGGUGCUGGGCCUCACGGAUCUGCCCUUCGAGCGCAGCUACUCGCUGGAUGGCAACGAAACGCUGCAGCUUUCGGCCAAGGAACUGACUCCCGGGGGGAGCUACCAGGUCCAGGCGUACUCCGUCUACCAGGGCAAGGAAUCGGUGGCCUACACGAGUCGCAACUUCACCACAAAACCGAACACGCCUGGCAAGUUCAUCGUUUGGUUCCGGAAUGAGACCACCCUGCUGGUGCUGUGGCAGCCACCAUAUCCGGCCGGGAUCUACGCCCACUACAAGGUGUCCAUAACGCCGGACGAUGCCAUUCAGAGUGUUUUGUAUGUGGAGCGGGAGGGGGAACCGCCGGGACCGGCUCAGGCGGCCUUCAAGGGUCUCGUGCCGGGCCGCGAAUACAACAUCUCGGUGCAGACGGUCUCCGAGGACGAUACGUCAUCGAUACCCACCACGGCGAGGUAUCUGACCGUGCCAGAACGAGUCCUAAAUGUCACCUUCGACGAGGCCUACACCACCUCGACCUCCUUUCGGGUGAAAUGGAUGCCACCGAGAACUUAUAGUGAAUUCAAUGGCUACCAGGUGAUGCUCUCCACCUCGAGGCGAAUAUUCAAUGUCGCACGAGCGGCGGAAGGUGAAUCGGUCUACUUCGACUAUCCGGAUGUUUUGGAACCGGGUCGCACCUACGAAGUGGUGGUCAAGACCAUUGCGGACAAUGUGAACUCCUGGCCAGUCGCCGGGGAGGUCACGCUGCGUCCCCGACCCGUUCGCCUUCUGGGCGGGUUCCUCGACGAUCGCACCAAUGCUCUGCACAUCUCCUGGGAGCCGGCGGAAACGGGACGACAGGAUGCCUACCGGAUCAGCUACCAUGAGCAGACGAACGCGAGUGAAGUGCCGCCACUGUUUCCGGUUGCCACGGAGUCACAAAUUACCACGAAUCUCACGGAGUACACGAUAGACUUUCUGCUGGCGGGACGUCGCUACCUGAUCGCCGUGCAGGCCUUGUCCAAGGGGGUGGCCUCCAAUGCCAGCGACAUCACACGCUAUACACGCCCGGCGGCGCCCAUCAUCCAGGAACUGAAGAGCAUCGACCAGGGUCUCGUGCUCAGCUGGCGGAGUGAUGUGAACUCUCGCCAGGAUCGCUACGAGGUGCACUACCAGCGAAAUGGAACGCGCGAGGAGCGGACAAUGACCACUAACGAUACGAGCCUGACGAUCCACUACCUGCACCCGGGAUCCGGUUACGAGGUCAAGGUGCACGCCAUCAGCCACGGAAUCCGAAGCGAGCCGCACUCCUAUUUUCAGGCAGUUUUUCCCAAACCGCCGCAGAAUCUCACCUUGCAGACGGUGCACACGAAUCUGGUGGUGCUUCAUUGGCAACCGCCGGAGGGCAGUGAUUUCAGUGAGUAUGUAGUGCGCUACCGCACGGAUGCGUCUCUGUGGCAACGGAUUUCCGGUUUGCAUAAGAACGAGGCGAGGAUCGAGGAUAUGCACUACGGCGAACGCUAUCUGGUGCAGGUCAACACCGUGAGCUCUGGCGUGGAAAGUCCUCAUCCUCUGGAGCUAAAUGUGACGAUGCCACCGCAACCGGUUUCGAAUGUAGUGCCGCUGGUCGACUCACGUAAUCUCACAUUGGAGUGGCCCCGUCCCGAUGGUCAUGUGGAUUUCUACACUCUCAAGUGGUGGCCCACCGAUGAGGCGGACCGUGUGGAGUUCAAGAAUGUUAGCCAGCUGGAGGAUUUGAGCUCGCCCAGCGUUCGGAUACCCAUUGAAGAACUAUCGCCAGGUCGUCAGUAUCGCUUCGAGGUACAGGCCAGCUCCAAUGGCAUCCGUUCUGGGACCACUCAUCUUUCCACGCGCACCAUGCCGCUCAUCCAGUCCGAUGUGUUCAUCGCCAAUGCGGGACACGAACAGGGUCAGGAUGAAACGGUGACCCUCAUCUACACACCCACGCCGGCGGACAGCACUCGCUUCGAUAUCUACCGCUUUUCGAUGGGCGAUCCCAAGAUCAAGGAUAAGGAAAAACUGGCCAACGAUACGGAGCGCAAGUUGAGCUUCUCGGGACUGACGCCCGGCAAGCUCUAUAACGUUACCGUGUGGACCGUGAGUGGGGGAGUGGCCAGUUUGCCGGUCCAAAGGUUGUAUCGACUGCAUCCGCUGCCCAUCAGUGAUUUGAGGGCCAUCCAUGUGGAUGCACGUGAGAUAAGUCUAAAUUGGACGGCUCCCGCUGGCGAAUACACCGAUUUUCAACUGCAGUACAUCAGUGCCGAUGACGAGAAAAAUGUGCUCCAGAAUGUGACCGAAAAGUCAGAGAUUACGCUGCAGGGCCUGCGGCCGUAUCACAAUUACACCUUCACCGUGGUGGUGCGAGCGGGUUCCGUUCAGGGUGCGGGUUCGGAUGUCUCUGGCGGCACCCUGAUGCGCAGCAGUGCUCCCAUCUCGGCGAGCUAUAAAACACUGGCCGCUCCGCCCGGAAAGGUUGACUCCUUCCAGCCAAGGGAUGUGCAGCCCGGCGAGGUGAGCUUCGAGUGGAAAUUGGAGCCCAGCGAACAGCAUGGACCCAUCGAGUAUUUCCGCAUUACCUGCCAGAAUGCCGACGAUGCUGCGGAUGUAGCAAGCUACACAUUCCCGGCAAAUGCCACGCAGGGCACGAUUAGUGGUUUGGUACCCGGCAAUCAGUACAUCUUUCGCAUACGAGCGAGAUCGGCCCUGGGCUACGGCGCUGAAAGAGAGCAUAUCCAGGUCAUGCCCAUCCUGGCACCUCCUGUACCGGAUCCAAGUGUCACUCCCCUGGAGGUGAGCAGAACGAGUAGCACCAUCGAGAUCAGUUUCCGGCACGGUUACUUCUCCAAUGCCCACGGCAUGGUGAGGUCCUAUACCAUUAUUAUAGCCGAGGAUGUGGGCAAGAAUGCGUCGGGCUUGGAGAUGCCCAGCUGGCAGGAUGUGCAGACAUACCCGGUGUGGUUGCCCUACCAAGCCAUAGAGCCGUACAAUCCGUUCCUGACCCCCAAUGGCAGCAGGCGGAGCAAUCUGGAGGCCGAGCACUUUACGAUUGGGUCGGCCAACUGUGACAAGCAAAAGGCUGGCUAUUGCAAUGGUCCGCUGAAAGCAGGAACCACCUAUAGAAUCAAGGUGCGUGCCUUUACGGACGACGACAAGUUCACGGAUACGGCGUACAGUUCACCGAUCACCACCGAACGCAGUGAGACCGUCAUAGUGGCCGUCACCAUGGCGGCCGUGCUGCUGGUGGCAAUGGUUCUCCUGGUGUUCUACUGCCAGCUCCGCUGCCAACUGGUCCGCCGCGCCUCCAAGUUGGCCCGCAUGCAGGACGAGCUGGCCGCCCUGCCCGAGGGCUAUGUGACGCCCAAUCGUCCCGUUCAUGUGAAGGACUUUGCCGAACAUUACCGACUAAUGUCGGCCGAUUCGGACUUCCGUUUCAGCGAGGAGUUUGAGGAGCUUAAGCAUGUGGGUCGCGAUCAGGCUUGCAGCUUUGCCAAUCUGCCGUGCAACCGGCCCAAGAAUCGCUUCACCAACAUCCUGCCCUACGAUCAUUCACGCUUCAAGCUCCAGCCGGUGGACGAUGACGAUGGCUCGGAUUAUAUCAAUGCCAACUACAUGCCGGGUCACAAUUCGCCGCGCGAGUUUAUUGUCACCCAGGGACCGUUGCACUCGACACGCGAGGAGUUCUGGCGGAUGUGCUGGGAGAGCAACUCGCGGGCCAUUGUCAUGCUGACGCGGUGCUUCGAGAAGGGUCGCGAGAAGUGCGAUCAGUAUUGGCCCGUGGAUCGGGUGGCCAUGUUCUACGGUGACAUCAAAGUGCAGCUGAUCAUCGACACGCACUUUCACGACUGGAGCAUAUCCGAGUUUAUGGUCUCAAGAAACUGCGAAUCGCGGAUAAUGCGACACUUCCACUUCACCACAUGGCCGGACUUUGGAGUCCCGGAGCCACCGCAAUCGCUGGUGCGCUUUGUGCGCGCCUUCCGCGAUGUCAUCGGCACGGAUAUGCGUCCCAUUAUCGUCCAUUGCAGCGCGGGUGUGGGCAGAUCGGGCACUUUCAUAGCUCUGGAUCGCAUUCUGCAGCACAUUCACAAGUCCGACUAUGUGGACAUCUUUGGCAUCGUGUUUGCCAUGCGAAAGGAACGCGUUUUCAUGGUGCAGACGGAGCAGCAGUACGUGUGCAUUCAUCAGUGUUUGCUGACGGUGCUGGAGGGCAAGGAGCACUUGCUGGCCGAUUCCCUCGAGCUGCAUGCCAACGAUGGCUACGAAGAGCGCCAACCACAAACGAAAAUGGGAACCUUGCCCAUAAGAGCUUCUUUGGCCAGGGCCGAGGAACUGGAUGCGGAUUUAAUGGCCGACAAGGAUCAGGAGCAGCAGCAGCUGACCAAUGAAGCGAAGCACAAGUCCAGUAAUGUUGAUGAUGACGUUGUUGAUGAUGGUGAUGAUGAUGAAGAGGAUGAAGACGAGGACGAUGAUGAUGAUGAUGACCAGCAGCCGUUGAACAAUGAAACAACGGCUACUCUAUCAUCGGCGAGCUGCAGCAGUAGCAUUCAGGAGCAUGUGGAUCUCCAGGAGGUCAUAGAACACCCCAACAAACAAGUGCAGGAAAGAAUCUGCAAUAGCACAAAGUCGCAUUCAGACACUGACACUGACACUGAGGAUGAGGAUGAGGAUGAACCGGUGGCCAAGGAUGGGGCUGUCGCCGAUGAGGAUGGCUGGUGGUAUUAAUAGAAAAGUCGACUUUUGUUUAGAUGACGAGGGCAUAGCUGAGACGGGAAUCUGAGGAUGCUUGCUGCGCGGAAAUAUCUACAUAUGAUAUAUAGUACCUAUAGUUAUUUUUUUACACGUUAAAUCUGCCUGUGAUGUGCUGGAUGUGAUUUGUCUACAAACUGGCAUUCGGAGUUGCUGUCAAAUGAGUUGAGUUUGUGGCCUUUGUUCCUCAACAACCGCCAGCCGCAUUUAAUUUGGAGGAUCGGUGGGAAAUCGGGGGACGAAGGCCUCGCGUUUUGGCCUGUGCCAUUUAUGCGUGUACGCCGUACCGCCUGUUUGCCAUAGAGCUAAGCUAGCUAGCCCGCUUAUUUAAUGUAAUGCCGCCAAAUUAGACCAAACCAACAAGAGCGUAAACUUAAGUUUCAGGUGUAAUAAUCUAUUACCUAUUUUUGUAUCUAUCCCUUUACCUAUUACCUAUUACCUAUUACCUACCACUAUUGCCUAUUAUAUUUUGCUCUGUCGUGUUGUGUAUAGAUGUGUAAAUUUGUUUCCAUUUAGUGUGUGCGUCGAUCGAUAUUAUGAUUAUGUUACUAUUACUAUAACUAUUACUUUUAUUACUAUUACUCUAAACGAUUAUGUAUUAUUUUUAUCAUAAGGCUUAGUUUCGUUUUAUCGAUAGACUUUAGUCCAUGAUUAGUCAGCGAAAUGUUGGCUCUAGCUGCAUGCAAGCUUUCCAUAUGCUCUUUGGCCAUUAGUGUCUCGAAAUAAAUAACUUUGACUUUAUUGGAUCUGGCCAGAGCAGCAAUCGUUAUUGUAACACACCAUGCAGUUAAAGUUAUUAGCAUUUAUUUUAUUGUAUUUAAUUAUUUUAUUUUUUUUUUAAUGUGCAUCUACACAAGAUCAACAAGUUUGUAUUGAGAACAUGAACAAAUAAACAAAGAAGUAAAA
Molecule: messenger RNA, 6476 nt
Organism: Drosophila gunungcola (fruit fly)
Lineage: Eukaryota; Metazoa; Arthropoda; Insecta; Diptera; Drosophilidae
Gene: Ptp4E
Product: tyrosine-protein phosphatase 10D
Biological process (GO): protein dephosphorylation
Molecular function (GO): protein binding; protein tyrosine phosphatase activity
Source: RefSeq, a predicted model, not a curated record